Pangasianodon hypophthalmus (striped catfish) is the source of this 2601-nucleotide messenger RNA. Its product is annotated as proteinase-activated receptor 3. The record is from RefSeq and is a predicted model, not a curated record. Bases 184 to 1305 code for a protein of 373 amino acids. Gene Ontology annotation, biological process: blood coagulation; positive regulation of Rho protein signal transduction; thrombin-activated receptor signaling pathway. Gene Ontology annotation, molecular function: thrombin-activated receptor activity. NCBI's taxonomy places the organism in Eukaryota, Metazoa, Chordata, Actinopteri, Siluriformes, Pangasiidae. The transcript has 2 exons. Gene Ontology annotation, cellular component: membrane.
GAGAGAGAGAGAGAGAGAGAGUAAAUUUGGGGUUUUUUGUGGUCAGACUUCACAGCAUGUUCAGAUGAAGAGAGGGUCUGACCUUAGUUCUAUUGUUCUAUUUUGUGGGUUAAUAAGGCUGAUACUGAGAGAAAGGUUUAUUCUGCAGUUAUCUUUUGGGAAGGAUUGAACUAAUCAGUAGUCAUGGCAAAUACAUCCACCAUCUUCUUGUUGACGUUACUUGUAGGAAUGGCAGAAGGUCAGAAACAGCAGAAAAAUGCCCAUAACAUGACAGGCAUCAGCCCAAGAACUUUCCAGGGUCAUGCCAUCCCCAUUCAGCUUCCUCUUCCUCAAAAUUCAACGGAAACGCAAACACGCUCCUCUGGAGCUGCUGGUCGAGCCCUCGUGUUGUUGUCCAACAGCAGCGCCUCAUACCUCAGGAGUUCAUUGAGUACACGAGCCAUCCCGUCAAUCUAUGUGGUGGCGAUUGUCAUCGGAGUCCCUGCCAACAUUGCCAUUUUGGUCUCGAUUGGCACCAAAAUACGUGCCGUAUCCGCAGCCAUCUUAUGCUGCAGCCUGGCAGCUUCAGACCUUCUUCUCUUGCUCAGCCUGAUGCUCAAGGCGCAUUAUCACUUUUUGGGCAACAACUGGACAUUUGGCGAAGCUGCAUGCCGUCUCACCACUGCCUGCUUUUAUGGCAACUUGUAUUGCUCAGCACAUACACUAGCAUGUGUGAGCAUCAAGCGCUACCUAGCUGUGGUGCACCCCUUCUUUUACAAAAGCCUUCCCAAGCGCUCCUGCACGGCCUGGACUACUUUAGGUGUGUGGCUUGUGUUUUCGUUGGCAAUGUUGCCCAAUCUUCUAGUUAAUCAGAGCUACGACAUCCCUGAGCUGGGAAUCACCACGUGCCAUGAUGUCCUUCCUGCAAAUGCUAGUUCUCACAACUUCCUGGUGUAUUAUAACAUAGGGUUAACAUUACUAGGCUUCCUGCUUCCCCUGCUUGUGACCGCGGCAUGUUUUGCCUCAAUUGUAUGGCAUUUGAACCGUUCACACCAUGACUGGAGCGUCUACAUCAAAGCCAGCACCUUGGUCUUUCUCAUCUUCGUCAUUUGUUUCAGCCCAAGCAGCUGCAUACACUUUCUACACUAUGUACACGUAUUCACGAGUAGAGACGACAAUUUCUACGCCUACUUUAACGUGGUGGUCUGUCUCUGCUGCCUCCACUGCUGUUUGGACCCAUUUCUGUUUGUGCUCAUGUCUAGGACGACUGGCUCCAAGCUUUACUUUAUGACUCGCAAGGGAAAGAUGCUGAGCAUUUCCACUUAAAUUUGAAUAUUCGUCUAUACUAAUGCCCCUUUAUUGAACCUACAAAUGCAGUCUGAGUUGCCUUUUUAGAGUCAAGUGCAGACAAGCUCUGUUCUAAAUGAAGGAGAAGCUCAUUUCUGGACCAGAAAAAUGAAACCAGCCAGAGUCUUUGCUUGUCAAUAGCACAAUGGUAUCCUUGAAGUUUUAUGAUCAUUGUACAGUACUGUGCAAAAGUCUUAGGCGCAUGCAAAGAAAUGCUGUAGAGCAAAGAUGCCUUCGAAAAUAAUGAAAUGAAAUGUUUCUACAUUUAAAAAAAUACUAUAAAGAGCAGUAAACAGUAAUAAAUGAAACAAAGUCAAUAUUUGGUGUGAUGAUCCUUCGCUUAAAAAAAAAAAACAGUAGUCUCAGGUACAGUGUGUGCAGUUUUAUAAGGAAAUGAGCUGUAAGUGUUACUGAGCAUCUUGCAGAAGCAGCCACAGUUCUUCUGGAGACUUUGACUGUCACACUUGCUUCUUAUUUUUGCAGCAAAACCCAGCAGCCUUCAUUUUUUCUGUCUGAAAAGUGUCUCUUAUGUAAUAUGCUGCUUUCUUUACUGACAUACAAACAUUUUUCUGUAACAUUUAAUUUUGUGCUGGAAAACUAAUGUUUGGAAAUCUAAAAUGUUUUUGUACUGAAUCAAUAAUGUAGAAGUCAUAAAAUAAAAAUCUAUAACAAAGUGUGUACUAAAAAAAAAUAGGCUGCUUAAGACUUUUGCACAGUUCUGUACAUUUAGAAACUCUUUCAGAUAUCCCCAACAGCAUGGAAAAACUGUGUGCUAAUCCCAGAUAAAAUCGAUGCAAUGUGUAUUUGUGUCAAUAAAAAAAUUUGGAUACAGGAGUAGAAUCAGUUUUAGUUUUAGUUUUGUGUGUUUUUUUUUUUUAUCUCUGCAGCAGUAAGAAAGUGGAAUUAGCAUUCAGAUCAAGUGUGCAAAGACUCAGCUAUUUGGUUUCAAACGGUUGUCCAUUAUACAUGGACAAAACAUGGAGAGCCAUCUGAAUAGCCAGGACUAUAAAGGGCACAUUGUACUACUGUGAUGUAUGUGUGUGUGUGUGUGUGUGUGUGUGUGUGUGUGUGUGUGUGCACGCUUAGAAAGCAUGGGCGAGAAAGUUUUAAAAAGUUCAGAUCUACCCUUGUUACUAAGGGGUUACAAACCUGUAUGUAAAUAUCUUUUUGCUGUAGACAAACUGCACAUUUGAAUUAUUUUCACUGAUUCAGUUUUAGCUUGUGUUGUAAUAGAACCAUUACUUUACCACCCACAAUAAAUGCAUAUCAAUCUCA